CUCACACCCAUACCAGCUCAUACACACAACGCAGUGAUAUUCAUUUUAAUCAAAUUGAAUAAAAAAAUCUUUCUCUCUUGUUGACGACUUAUUUUGUAUAUAUGCUUUAAUUCGUCUUUCACUGUCUUUUAUGAUAAAACGACACAUACGCCGCUUUUGUGCAUUUUAUUUGUAUAGAAUGUUAUUUGUAGCAAUUACUUCCAUCAAAACGUCGACGUCAUCUUCAUAAAAUCAUAUAUACACUUGUAAAGAUCUCAUUGUGGCAAAAACAUCCAUACAAUCGUCUGUGUGUUAAGAAAAAUAUUGUUCAUUUGCAAAUGAUAUCUGUAUAUCGCGACGCGCAAACGAACCGGACUUUUAUUUUGGGAGUGAUAACAUCGACAUUUCUACGUAUUUUUCUUUAAAUUGCAUAAAUAUCAGUUUUUUGUCUUCGUUUUUGAGUUCACAAUAGAUUUUUUUUAUAUAUAUCGUCCGUAAUUACAUUUUAACAAUAAAAAAAAUUCGAACAUUGUUUUGGGUGUGAGUGAGUGUAUGUCUGUUUGAAAAUAAGUGAUUUUAGUUACAAUAGAUAAAACAAAAAGAAAACAGACUCAAGUCAAAAUACCGCUGCAAAAAUGAUGGAUAGUGCUGAUGAAACAACAACAAAUGGUAAUCCAUUGCAUGAUGAAAACGGUGACAAUGGUGACAGUGUGACCAGUGUAUCGGACGCUGGCUCAGGAACACCACCCUUACAAUUAUCAUCGUCACAAAUUAAGCAACAGGGAUCCAUCGAUGAGGAAAAUAAUGGUACAAAUGCGGCUGCAAUAGCCACAACAACGCCAACCAAUUCCAUUCCAUUAGCUGAAAAUACAUUAUUAGUUGAUAUAUCGGAUGCGCUUAGCGAAAAAGAUAAGGUUAAAUUUACCGUACAUACACGCACCACAUUUCCAACGUAUGCCAAAAAAGACUUUUUGGUUGUGCGUCAACACGAAGAAUUCAUUUGGCUACACGAUCGAUAUGAAGAAAAUGAAGAAUAUGCAGGAUACAUUAUUCCACCGUGCCCACCGCGACCGGAUUUCGAUGCGUCACGUGAAAAACUACAGCGUCUUGGUGAAGGUGAGGGAAAUAUGACAAAAGAAGAAUUUAAGAAAAUGAAACAGGAACUUGAAGCUGAAUAUUUGGCAACAUUCAAAAAAACAGUGGCAAUGCAUGAAGUAUUUCUAUCACGAUUGGCCGCCCAUCCCGUAUUUCGAAUGGACCAACAUUUGAAAGUGUUCUUGGAAUAUGAUCAAGAUUUGUGUGCAAAACCGCGAAAAAAAAUCGACCUAUUUGGCGGUUUGGUACGAAGUUUGGGCAAAACCACCGAUGAAAUCUAUUUGGGCGCUACAGUUCGUGAUGUAAAUGAUUUCUUUGAAAAUGAAUACACGUACCUAACCGAAUUGAAUGCACAUCUUAAAGAAGGGGCCACCCGUACCGAACGCAUGACCAAAAAACAUAAAGAAGUCGCCGACACACAUAUCAAAAUUUCAUCGAAUUUAGUACAGUUGUCCACACAUCACAGCAACAAUAUGGAGAAAUUUUUGGCCAAAAGUGCUGAAGUUUUUGAAAAGAUACGUAAUAUGGAAGGUCGUGUAUCGAGCGAUCAAGAUUUAAAACUUGGAGAUACACUGAGAUACUAUCAACGUGACAGUAAUGCGGCCAAAGCUCUAUUGGUUCGACGUUUACGAUGUUUGGCCGCUUAUGAGACGGCAAAUCGGAAUUUGGAGAAGGCUCGAUCCAAAAAUAAAGAUGUUCAUGCGCCAUUGGAGGUACAAGAGGCUGAACAAGCUCAAACGGAUGCAUGUGAGAAAUUCGAAGCGAUGUCGGCACGUGGAAAACAGGAGUUGAUUAGUUUCCGUACACGUCGUGUGGCUGCCUUUAAAAAGUCCCUCAUCGAACUGGCUGAACUGGAAGUGAAACAUGCUAAAUCUCAAUACGAAUAUUUGCGACAAUCUGUACUCGCUUUGCGUGAACUCGCUUAAAUUUAAAUAGAUAUAUAUUCAAUUGACCUAUCGGCAAAUUGGUUUCGCAAAGUUCAGACUUUGCGCUAAAUCCAGACCAAAAAUAAAUGAAACAUUUAAUUCUUUUUUUAUAUUUGUAUGGAUGUUACGUGAUUCCAAAAAAAAAAAAAAAAAAAUACUUUUUUUAAAAGGAUGCAUAAAUACACUCAAACAAUAAAUGUAUAUUCGUUAAACUAAAACUCGACUGAGGAGGAGUAAUUGUUAGAUGUCAAAAAGUAAACAGAACCAAUUAGAAAAUUUUCAUAAAUGAAAUUGAAAAAUUUUAUGUGGAUAAUUUGUAGAUGUGGAUUGUGCUUCAAUAUAAUUGUGUUUUGGAAUUUCAAAACAAUCACAAACGACGUACACUAUAUCGAGAGAUUAUUUGCUCGAUUUACGAUUUAUAUGAAAUACAUUUUUUUGAAGUUUUCAAUCCAUUUACAAUAUAAAAUAAACAAAUUUAUUACAUCAGCGAA
This is a messenger RNA of Contarinia nasturtii (swede midge), 2491 nucleotides long. It is a transcript of the gene Snx6, whose product is annotated as sorting nexin-32. Gene Ontology annotation, biological process: phagosome-lysosome fusion involved in apoptotic cell clearance. Gene Ontology annotation, molecular function: phosphatidylinositol binding. The transcript has 7 exons. The record is from RefSeq and is a predicted model, not a curated record. NCBI's taxonomy places the organism in Eukaryota, Metazoa, Arthropoda, Insecta, Diptera, Cecidomyiidae. Bases 615 to 2000 code for a protein of 461 amino acids.